AUAACCAUGCAGGCAGGUCUAUCGAGUAAAAGCAUGCCUGAAGGUCGAAGCGACCUCGAGGUGACAUUUGAGCCGGGCGGUCCGCGCUAGUCGGUCGUUAGGGGUUGAGCUACAGUACUCUAGAGGUAUACCGUACCAACAUCAUCAUUAUCAUCGUCAUGUGCACAGGUCGUUCGUUCAUCGAUAUACCUUUGAUCAGUCCGGCUCGAGACAAAAUAGACCUUUGGGGUACGAUCGCACUCGUAGUCGGCCGACGGAUCGACGGAUCGGGUCCAGCUCAAGGAAGCUUUCGACGGCAGGAGACCGUUCGGGACGUAGGUCAGAAAGCGAUCCUCUAGUUGGAGUUCCAAGCAAGCCGCCUGUAUACAACUGUCAAGAUCAAAAUAUCAUGGGGUACACACCCCUGCAGGUCAUUCCUCCGGCGGCAGCCACGCCUUUCGAUCCUGCCCCGUACCCUACCGCAUUGUCGUUCGACCCAUAUGCCGACUUGCUAUUAGUCGGCUCGUCUUCCGGUACCGUGACUAGCUACUGCAGUGCAGUCUCGCUCGAACGUCAUGCGGUGUACUGCGCUCAUGGGAGCAAGGGAUUCGGAACGUAUAGUACCAUGCGGAUGGGCUUUGGAGCUGGAGAAGUGAGGCAGCUCAAAGUGGUAGACAAGGAGAUCUGGAGUUUGACCGAGGGCGGACUAGCAGGAGCGAAGCGGGGAGGUUUGGUCAGAUGGACAGUCAGCGAUCCACUGUUCGCACUACGUACUUUCGACUCGAAUCCGCUCAACUCUCACGAGAUUGUCGCCGGUGGAACGGGAGCACGCCUGACAAUCGUCAAUACUUCGCAGGGCAAAGUAGCGAAGAAUGUGGACCAACCUCAUUCCUUGUCCCACAUCUUCACGCUGCCCAGAUCGAUCCUCACGGGAUCUCCCUCGGGCCUCUUGCAGAUCUUGGAUCCUCGACAGAAUUACCGCCAGGUCUCGGUCCUCUCAGCGCCGAGCUCGCAGACUGGAGGGCUUACCGGCGUAGACGUGCAAGGAGAUUUGGUUGCCGCCUGGGGUUGGAACGUACUACAAGGUCAACCUACUCCCUCUUCGACCGUUUCACUAUACGAUCUGCGGACGUCGCGUAUGCUGCCGCCUGUAAAUUUCGAUCAAGGCGUAUCUUGGGCCAAACUCGAUCCUCACAAGCCGAGCAGUAUCGUCGUCGUCAGCUCGUCUGGGUUCAUCGACGUCCUAGAUACGAACGAGGACGAGAACUCGAGAAGCGAUUCGGCCGAGAACGGUAUUCAGCUCGACAUCGAUCAAUAUGUGACAGCCUUGGCAAUAUCACCACGGGGAGACUACCUUGCCGUCGGUGACUCCCUCGGUCAAGUCCAACUCCUCACUUCGCACGAUAUAUCUGCCGAGUCGGAUUUGGUCGGCGUGGAUGGCAUGCUUCAUCUUCCUCCUCUGAAUGGUCACGAUAACGGGACGAAGGUGGAAUGGCCCGACUUGCCGAUGCCCGUUCCUGAUGUGAAAUGGGCCAAUCGAACUCCUCUAAACGUGAUUGGGAUGCCGUUCUAUGACACACCGCUUCUUUCAAAUUUUGCCCCGGCCGACUAUGCUACGGCCUCCUCGCCAUUAUUCAACCCAUCAAAACCCAUCCCUUCCGCCGUGCUGGCCAACAUGCGGAUCAUCGAUGGGGUCGGAUAUGCUCCUCUACCUAGAGAUAUGAAGGGCAAACGCAACGUAGUAUGCGAAGAUAGUAGUGCGAACCUCAUCUCUGCCGACUCUGGGCCCCAUGGGAUCAUGGGUCGAGGGAAACUUGCACUACGCAAAGAGAGCGGGCCGAAGUUCCGCAGUGAAAGAAACAGGCGAGGCGCAGCUGAAGUGCUUGACGAUGAGGCUUCGGGUUUGACGGGACUGACGAAUGGACCAUCCAUGCCGAAACAUUAUCGCAAAGUGGAAAUCAAAUACUCCAAAUUUGGUGUCGAAGACUUUGACUUCGAGUUCUAUAAUAAGACACAGCAUAGCGGUCUCGAGACACACAUCUCGAAUUCGUACACGAACAGUUUGCUGCAGGCAUAUCACUACACGUUGCCGUUCAGGGCGUGUGCCAAAGCUCACUUGGCGAUAGAUUGCCCAAAAGAGCACUGCAUGCUCUGCGAGUCGGGUUUCUUGUUCCGUAUGCUGGAGGAUGCCAAAGGGAUCAAUUGUCAAGCGAGUAACUUCUCAAGAGCCUUUAGCGCUACUUCGCAGGCGCAUGCCCUUGGCCUGUUUGUCCCAGAAAGCGAGGCCAAGAAGAAGGACUUCGCCGCCUUGAUACAGAAAUUUAAUCGGUGGUUCACAAAUACCGUUGCUGCGGAAGACGCGCCAACUGGCCGCAGAUCGGACAGCCACCGCAAUACUCCACCGAAUGGGUCUGGCACGACGAGUUCGCUGAUAACUCGAGUUCUAGCAUUGAAGGGACGGACGGACAACGCAUGCUCUCUCUGCGGCCAAUCGGUAUUCAAGGAAUUCUCAGCACAUGUCGUUGACAUGCUGUACCCUCGCAAGUCGACAGGCACAUCCCUUGGUGACGAAGGCUGCUUUGCCAGUAUCUUGCAGAAUUCACUCACCCGAGAGACUACAACGAAGACGAAUUGCACAAACUGUAGCAGAUUGACCACAUUCACCAGUCGUCGGCGGUACGGCACUGACAUGCUUGGCAACGAGGUUCGAAGGUUCCCACCCGUUCUCUCGAUAAACGCCUCCAUUAUAUCGGAUGAGCAUCUGGAGGUCUGGAGAGAUACGCCCUUGGCCCGAAGCAAACAUGGACGGAAAAGAUUCUUACCAGACGGUGUGCGCAUACGCCUCGGGGAAGGAGGGGAUGUGCAGGUAUACGAUGAUAACGACAGUAGCCCAAGUCAACCACAAGACAUGCGUUAUAUCGUUAGGGCAUUCGUAGCAUCGAUACAAGAGCACGAGUCCGAUGAAGCGCAUCUUGUCGCGUUUGUCAGAGCACCGAACGAUACCGAUGCGACCACGUCUCACGAUCAACCGAGAUGGCUGCUCUUCAACGAUUUCCUAGUCAAGGAAGUCAGUGCCGAUGAAGCUCUAAGUUGCGCGCCAGCAUGGAAGAGCCCCGCACUCGUUGUGUUGGAACGCAUCGGCACCGAAGACGUUUUGGAUUUGGAGGGACUACCUAAACAGAUUGACCCUACCAUCCUCGUUCGGGAUUCCUUGAUUUCCGGUCGGCGAAAUCGGCAGCAAAUCAAGCACACCUGCUUAGAUCUCGACGAGAUACCGUCACCAGGUACUCUUGUUGCUAUCGACGCGGAAUUUAUCGCAUUACAACUUGAAGAGUUAGAAAUCCGAUCCGACGGCACCAAAAAUGUGUUACGACCGACAAAAAUGUCGCUGGCGCGAGUUUCGGUUUUGCGAGGCGAUGGAGCACGGGAAAGUCUGCCAUUCAUCGACGAUUAUAUCCAUACCAGCGAACCGGUGGUGGAUUACCUGACCGAAUUCUCUGGCAUCAAAGAGGGAGACCUCAACCCCUCUACGUCUAUACACACAUUGGUGCCACUCAAAGUCGCAUACAAGAAACUGCGAACGCUUGUCGACCUUGGCUGCGUCUUCGUCGGUCAUGGUCUGCCGAAAGACUUCCGAACGAUAAACAUUUUCGUUCCUCCAACUCAGGUGAUCGACACUGUCGCUAUUUUCUAUGAUCCGUCUCGUCAUCGCAGACUUUCCUUGCGAUUCUUAUCAUGGUUCCUUCUCAAGCAAGACAUCCAAACUGCGGAACACGACUCAAUCGAGGACGCAAGAUGUGCGCUACAGCUUUACAAAAAGUAUCAAACUUUCGUGCAGGAAAAUCGCUUCGAGGACGUAUUGGAGGAUAUCUACGAAGCAGGGCAGAGGCUCGUGAGUACAGAUAUGGCGUGAAAUCUUUCGUCGCCUUGACAAGUGUUGACCGAUAUGAUCCAGGGCUUCAAACCUCCUCAAACGAACGAAGCGGGACCUGCCGUCAGCUCGCCAACCUCACAGGCGCAACGGACGCCAGAGAGACUGUCUAAUCGAAGGAACCCGCGAGGUCCUCUGGAAGGGUCCGGGCGGAAUACUGUCGGGUCUCCUAUGCGGCAU
Filobasidium floriforme is the source of this 4090-nucleotide messenger RNA. Its product is annotated as ubiquitin carboxyl-terminal hydrolase-domain-containing protein. NCBI's taxonomy places the organism in Eukaryota, Fungi, Basidiomycota, Tremellomycetes, Filobasidiales, Filobasidiaceae. The transcript is spliced from 19 exons. The coding region runs from base 389 to 3892 and encodes 1167 amino acids. Gene Ontology annotation, cellular component: PAN complex; P-body. The record is from RefSeq and is a predicted model, not a curated record. Gene Ontology annotation, molecular function: protein binding; nucleic acid binding. Gene Ontology annotation, biological process: nuclear-transcribed mRNA poly(A) tail shortening.